AUCACCCUCCCUUCCACUCCCACGUGGCUGCCUCCUCCUCCCCACCCCAGCAAGGGUCCCCCACUCCUGAGCACCCAAGGGAGAUGGCAGCAGGGGGUGAUGGAGUGACGGCCCCUCGGGUGAAGCCUGGCAGGAGCUGGAAGGCCCUGGCUCUAUCUCAUCUGAGAUCUGCCAGGAGGCCCUGCUGGGAAACGCUUGUCUCCCGGGCCGCCCGCGGCCCAGAGCCCGGCAGAGCCACCCGGGAGCUGGACCACUGCAAGGGACCGGCCUGCUCCGCCCCGCCGCUUCGGCAACCCCAGCCGGGGCUUAGACUCAAACCUGACGCUUCUCGCUGCAGUAGACUGGUCUUCCGUCACAGUCCGGCCCCUUUGAUCUCCGGGAGGCAGGAUGCAGGCUCAAAUCCUGGACCUCUGCACUCGCCGGACCCGCGUCUUCCUCGGCUAGUCAAAGGAGACAUCCAGAGGCAUCGCAGCGCCCAGGGGCUGCAGCCUGGAUCUGCGGAUCGAUGGACCACGCUGCUAAUUCCAGCGCCGGGCACGGGGCACCCAGCCGUCGCUUCCACCCGUUGCUCUGCCUGCAUGAAACGAGUGCGCUGGGGCUCAGCUCAGCCCCCGGGGGAUGCGAGGUCUGCUGCUCAGCCCUGCAGAAGCCUUCCUCAGUUUCGGCCCACGCCAAAAGGCCCAUUUUUGGCCGGCAAGGGGAAAUGGCAGCACUCUCUCCUCAUCCUCCAGCCCUGCCAGAGAGGCUCGGCCCUGCCGCAGCCAGCGUCGCGAUGCAUCACACCCCUGCCCCCGGGUCCCAGCCCAUUCGGCCAGCCUGGCCAUCUGCGCUGCUGGAGGGGGGCAAGACCCCUGCCCAAGGAGCCAGGCCCGGCUGCAGUUGCGCAGCGUGGUGCGGCGAUUAGCAGCCCAGUAAAACACGGCAGGGGAGAGACAAGUCAGGGAACUGGGUGCUGGUGGGGGGCCCGUUGCCCUGAGCAGGGAGCUGGGAGACUCCCAGCACCCCAAAUCCCAUGAUGAGACCCGUCGGGCCUGCUAGAGACGAGGAGCUGGGGGGGGGCUCGACGCUCCUGUGACUGGCGUGGCGCGGGGCAGGGCCUGUUGGCACCGUGCCUCCACAAGGCAAGCAGGCUGGGCCGGGCGGGCACCACGUGAGCGUCUCUCGUGGGAGGGAGCUAGCGAGGGAGGCAGGCACGCUGGGGCCAGGGCAGGGACCUCUGGGAAGGACAGCCUUGCCUGAGAAAUGGAGGGACUCGUGCGCUGAGCUAAGGCUGGGAGCUUGCAAGCCUUAGCUUGCUCGCCCCUCAUACGUAUCCUCGCAGCAGGGGGAGCUACUGGGAGCCUAAGUGAGGUGCCCAAGGCCACAUGAAGAGGGCAGUGGCAGAGCACAGCACUGACCCAAGUCUCCACAUGCCCAGCUGGUGCUCCAGGCACUGAGCAACCUUUCCCUCCAGCUGCUGAGGGGUCUCAGCGUGUCCCCCCCCUCACCCCAGCAGACAGCUGACCCAAGUCUGGCCGUCUCCAUGCCUCUCCCUUUAGCCCCCUGGCAGCAGGGUGGGCCUUUGGCCCCGGCGACCUGCUGGCCAGCGGUGCAGGCCGGGGCGUCGUUACCCGGCCCCCUGAGCCGCGCAUGCCACAUCCCCAUGCCAAACCCGUGCCAGAGGGCGGCAGGCAGGCCGUGCGAUCCUUGCUGGGUGGAUGGGUGGCCGCGCCUGGGGGCAGAGCGUGGGGGCAAGGGACCCUGCCCCAGCAGGCGUGCGGUGUACUUUGUGGAUCCCCUACCCCCUUUCUCCACCUCACCCCCCAAGCUGGCACGGGGCAGGUGCUCCACAGCCCGGGCUGGGGCGGGACGAGGUGAACACCACCCUCUUGCCACCCUCUCUUGCUGGCAGCGGGGUGUGUGUGGGUGUGUGUCGGGGGGGGGCUCCUGCCACUCUUAGCCCAGGCACAAGGCAAGGUAGAUUUGCACCUUAUGGACAAACUGAAUCAGAGACACGUGGCAUGGGGAAG
Alligator sinensis (Chinese alligator) is the source of this 2009-nucleotide messenger RNA. RefSeq lists its product as uncharacterized. The transcript is spliced from 3 exons. The coding region runs from base 84 to 1016 and encodes 310 amino acids. The record is from RefSeq and is a predicted model, not a curated record. Lineage: Eukaryota; Metazoa; Chordata; Crocodylia; Alligatoridae.